Messenger RNA from Miniopterus natalensis, 3767 nucleotides. It is a transcript of the gene LASP1, whose product is annotated as LIM and SH3 protein 1. The record is from RefSeq and is a predicted model, not a curated record. Gene Ontology annotation, cellular component: focal adhesion. Gene Ontology annotation, molecular function: actin filament binding. Lineage: Eukaryota; Metazoa; Chordata; Mammalia; Chiroptera; Miniopteridae.
AGUUCCCCAGCUCUCGCCGCCGCCGCCGCCCGUGUAGUUGCAGCCGCGGCAGUCUCCCGCCAGCUCGCCCCGGGGGAAGAGAACGCGCGCGAGCUCGGGCGUCCCCGCCCCAGCCUUUCCCGGAGCCAUGAAUCCCAAUUGCGCCCGGUGCGGCAAGAUCGUGUACCCCACGGAGAAGGUGAACUGUCUGGAUAAGUUCUGGCAUAAAGCAUGCUUCCAUUGCGAGACGUGCAAGAUGACACUCAACAUGAAGAACUACAAGGGCUACGAGAAGAAGCCCUACUGCAAUGCACACUACCCCAAGCAGUCCUUCACCAUGGUGGCUGACACCCCGGAAAACCUCCGCCUCAAGCAACAGAGCGAGCUCCAGAGUCAGGUGCGCUACAAGGAGGAGUUUGAGAAGAACAAGGGCAAGGGCUUCAGCGUGGUGGCAGACACACCGGAACUCCAGAGAAUCAAGAAGACCCAGGACCAGAUCAGUAACAUAAAAUACCACGAGGAGUUUGAGAAGAGCCGCAUGGGCCCCAGCGGGGGGGAGGGCAUGGAGCCUGAGCGCCGAGAUUCCCAGGACAGCAGCAGCUACCGGAGACCCCAGGAGCAGCAGCAGCCUCACCAUAUCCCGACCGGCGCCCCAGUUUACCAGCAGCCUCAGCAGCAGCAGCAGGUGGCCCCAUCCUAUGGUGGCUACAAGGAGCCUGCAGCCCCAGUCUCCAUACAGCGCAGCGCCCCAGGCGGGGGCGGGAAGCGGUACCGCGCUGUCUACGACUACAGCGCCGCCGACGAGGAUGAGGUCUCCUUCCAGGAUGGCGACACCAUCGUCAACGUGCAGCAGAUCGACGAUGGCUGGAUGUACGGGACCGUGGAGCGCACCGGUGACACGGGGAUGCUGCCAGCCAACUACGUGGAGGCCAUCUGAGCCCGCUGGGCCCCGCCCCGCCCCAUCCUUCAGUGCAUUCCACGGCAUCGCAUCCAUCCUGGGCGUGACCUGUCCACCCUUCAGUGUCUCUGUGUUUUUAAAUCUGCGACAGCUUGUUUCUUCCCACCCUCCAGCUUCUUCUGCGAACUGAAGCCUUGUUCUGCCACUUUCGCGGGCUCCUUCCUCCGGCACGUUUUCCCCUUGACCAACCUCCUGGUUUUCUCUCUGGAUGGAACAGGUGUGGACUUUUCUGGGGGGGUCCGAGGCCCGUGGGGCUGGCCUGGAAUGGGAGGCCCAUCGGCGCCCAAGCCUCUGCCUUCUCUCUUUUACGGCCUCCUCAGAUACUCCCGCCCACCUCCUCACACCCAAACAUUCCAGGGCUGGGGUGACCCCAGACCCCCAGGACUCCCAGGACUCCCAGGGGAGGGGCUCCAUACAUUCCCGGGAGUGGGGCCCCACCUCCCUGGCCCCUGGGAUGGACACGGGUCGGGGACUGCCACUGUGUAGGCACUAGUGAGAGGGCUUUGUUCUCAAAGAUGGGGCUGCUGGCCCUCUGGUCCCCUCAUCCCCCUCUCCCCUUCUCAAAAGACAACGGAGGAAGGUGAAAGUCCCGCUUUGGGGUUCAUUCCUCCUCCCCACAUGUGUCCUCCUCACACUGUGAUUUUCUCUCCUGCCCACACAGACCUGGUGUGGGCUAGGAGCUCCCCAGGAAGCCCGGCUUGGGUGAAGUUCUGGCCUUUCUUACUUUUAGGGACAGCUGCAGGAAGGAAGGGAACAGGGUGUUCUCUCCCGUAGCCUGUUUUUUCCUUCACUCCUACCCCCAACCUCCAGGGACCCUGGCUCGCCUCCUUGGCUGGAAGCCGAGGUCCUGAAAGGUGGGGCAAGAAAGCCUCAGGCCUCUUGGCCUUGGAGGCCCAGCCCCCGCGAUCUGGGCUGGGGGGGCCGCUCCUCCCUACUCCUCCUGGGAAGAUGCCCUCCCCGCCCCCCCAAGUGCACCGGAACUGUGCAAAGCCACGGGACCCUGUAUCUCCAGGACUUAGCGUGUGGGGGAAGGAGUGUGUGUGUCUGUAGGUGUGUCAGCGAGUGUGUGAGCGUGAGAGCGAGCGAAGGGCAGGGUGUGGCCUGCAGAAGUCUCUGGGCUUGUGUGAAGGUGCACAGAACUGUUUUCCCCUGAUAUUUUCCUCAAAACCCACAGUGAGGGAGGAGGGUUGGCCCUGCGGGGGAGAAGGUCCUUACGUUUUCUUUGGAAUGAAAAUUCCUCCUGUCCCCAAGUGGAAGAAGCCUAUCUACCCCUCUUGCAGUGUGCUGGGCAGAAGGGGAUGAUUGAAGAUUGGUGGGGGCUGAUAUAGCCUCCUGGGGUGUGGUACGGGGAAGGCUUCAUGCCUCCAGGCUUAUUCUCUCCCCCCAUCUCUGUCCUGCACUGCCGAGCAGGGGCCAGAGGACCCCGUGUUACCCACACUGUGGGUGCCUUACUCUGGGGGCCCUCCCCCCCAGGCCCCUCCCUUACCUAAAGCCCCCUUGAGGUGUUAGGAGAGGGUCCCAGGGCUACAAAACUGGAAGCACAGACUCCGGGAUGAGGAAGGGAAAGAUGGUGCUAUCUCCAAGUCCCUUCUGUCCCUCGCUGGUGGCUGUGACAACCCUUGCCUGGUGUUACUCAUCUCUGGGCUUUCUCCCUGAGUCCGCUCAGGCCCAUAGCUGACAUCUUCGCAUCCUUGUACCCUGCGGUGGUGGCUGCAGGCAUAACGAGUCCUCUCUGCCUGUGAGUAAAGUUGGGAAUAUUUACCCCAAAUCAGAGCUGAGGAAAUGACUGUUGGGGGGUGGAGCCCCCGCCUGACCAGCCCCUUCCCUGCUUGGCCCCAGCCAGGUGAGGGCAGAUGGAGGGCCUCGUACUGGGCGAUUUGGGGGAUAAGGGAGCAGUAUUAGAAACCUGGGGAGAGGUGCUUGUCCGUUCCAUUUCCUCUUGAUCUCAAAGCACAACAUGGAUUCUGGGACCAAAGGUCAGAGACCCAUCCUGUUGGAGGACCUGCGUUUGGGAGGGUGGUGAGAGGGGAGGAGGGCCUGGGGGAGCAAGAAAUAGCUUUUUUACUCAGCUUAAUUUUCCUUCCAAAACAAGGCAGGCCAGCCACCGGAAUCUUGCUGCCCGGCCCUCUGCUCCUCCCAUCCUAAAAAUAGGGGACCUUUUUUUAUACAACCCAGAGAGAGGAGGGACUUUCCUACUGGUGCUGAGGGACCCAGGGGCUGCUGGGAGUCCUUGUUCUUUCCAGAACCAUCCAUCCAUAGAAGAGCACAGAAUCUGAAGGCUGGGUUGGGGCCUUGGUCUUCUCUUAAAAUUCACAGAGGUCUUUUAGCCAAUAUCCCAGGAAAGAACAUAUAUCAAAGCCCGAAUGUGAAAAUAACGUUAGUGGACCAAUAAUAAAAUACAAGAAGUUCAAUGGUUAGAAAAGUGAAUUCUCUCAACACUGCUUCCUGUUUUCUUCCUCAUGUCCUUCUAGGGAAAACUACUUUAUUGCUUAAUUUCUGCCUUUUUCCCCCUUCACAUUUGCACUUUGGGCCUUUUUUUUUUUUCUUAAUAGCUGGAAAAAAAUACCACCUCACAGACCUGUAUUUAAAAAGAAACAGAAAUGACUAUGUGAAAUUUGCCUGUCCAAACAUUUCAUCCGUGUGUGUGUGUGAAACCAUCAUUCAUCUUUUUAUACGGGGUGGUUGUCUCUUCUUGGUCUGUUUGGUCCCCUCCCUUGUGGGCUUGUGCUUGGGAUCAAAUCCUUCUGGCCUGUUAUGAUUCUGAACGUUUGACUCCGACCACAAGUGAAUCUUUCUGGUGACUCAAAUAAAAGUCUAAUUUUUACCUGUG